Messenger RNA from Moneuplotes crassus, 693 nucleotides. The record is from the annotation of a GenBank genome assembly. NCBI's taxonomy places the organism in Eukaryota, Ciliophora, Spirotrichea, Euplotida, Euplotidae.
UAUCCCUCACAGCUAGAAACUAAGAACACUUCUUCCUUAUAAGUUACACUCGAUGCCAAGUGCGGCUAGUAAAAGCAACCACCUUUAUCUAAGCCCAUCACAAAGCCUAGUAUGACAAACAUGCGCUUUUCACAAACAGAUUCUCCUUCUUCAACUUUCUCUAUGAAGAACAGCACAAGUAGCAAGGCAAAAUUGAAUAGUUCUCUGAGAAAAAGUUGGAACAAAAAUCAAGCUUCAUCUCCAAUGCUGCCUCUCUCAAAAUGAAAAAAUUUACGUACACCACAAAAUUUUAAACCUAAACAACAACACAAGCCCUUCAAACCCUCUUCACAACCCCUCUACUACCCUCCAUUCCCCUCCAAUCCCCCAUCCACUCAACCCCCUACCCAAAGCACCUCCAACCUCAGCCUGCCCAAAUCCUCCCACCUCCAGAACGUCUACUCCUUCUCAACCCUGACCCUCUCAAAAUACCCCAAGAACUCCAAGCACUCCAAAUAGACACCCUUAACUCUCCCUUUUGGUCUCUAAAUCCUCAAAAUCUCCCUCCCCUCCUUCCUAGCCCACACAAGAUUUCAGGCAAUUACCUACUCAUUCAGCUGGAAACCCUGAUUCUGAAGUAUAAAGCUAAAGGGGUUAGUAAGAAUCUGAACUGGGAUAUGGCUCGAACUAUUAAUAAUUUCAAUAAAGAGAACA